AUGUCUACAAUAUCUGCUCUUCUUAUCGAUUGUCUCAGGGACUUCAACGCACUCUUGGGCCGAGGCGAUCUUGCAGCUCAUGAGAUUGAGGUCCCUAUGAACCUAUGGAAAGACGAACUAGGUAGAUUGCGCGUUUGGGCAAGCAACAUCGGUGCUCACCAGACCGGUCAAUCCUCACUCGACUUUCGCCUUAGAGACGCGUCUCAUAUCAAAGACCAGACCAUUAAACUCCUACAAAGGCUCCGUCGGAUACUGAAGGAUUUGGAAGAACUUCUGAACGAUCCAGACCACGACAACGCUUCGUCGUCGGCUAACCAAGAUGAUGAACCGGAAACACAAGAGAUUUAUGAGAGCCUGGUCGACGCAAUCAGCUGCCUUUUCCAGCUUUCCAUGGUCAUUCGCCGCCCAAUACAACAUGAUCGUCUUCUAGGCACUAGAAAAGCUGACGCCGCUCCCUUUGAGCCCUAUGACCGCGUACACGUCGGUCAGAAAUACCCUCGGCUCACUCAAGUGGUCGUAGAUCGACUUGGUUCUGCCAUUUCCAGGCGCAGAGCAUCUCUGAGAUAUCGAGAGCGACAUCACGCAAAGCUUAGUAAAAAUAUCGACCACGUCGUGGAUGAGACGAAGGAUGCAACGUCUACUCAACUCUCUGAGACCAUUGCGACUGGCUUCGUCGAACAGACCAAUAUAACUUUCGACGACACUGCGUCCACUUCCGGCGUAUCACAGACUUCCUAUGCACCGAGCUUAUGGGAAGGCAGCGACCGACUCACUGUCCCUCCGCCACCCAAAGAAUCAGCGAAUGAACAGCCCUUCGAAUGCCCAUAUUGCUUCUACAUCGUCACAAUUAGGGACAAGACUUCAUGGGUGCGCCACGUCUUUCGAGAUCUCAUGCCGUACACAUGUGUCUUUCCCGAUUGCUCUGCCCCGAAUCAGCUAUACAACAGCCGUCGAGAAUGGUUCCACCACAUGAGGAGUGCUCAUACGUCUGAAUUGGACUCACAGUCUCAAUGUCCUUUGCAAUGCAGCACUGCAUCCAUCUCUGCUAUGCACUUGGAAAGCCAUAUUGGACGACACCUGGAAGAGUUGGCCUUAUUUGCUAUGCCACGAGCUAUUCCCGAUGAUGAGGGCGAUCCCGAAAACCGCCAAAGCACCAGCUCCUGGGAAGAGGAAGACUGGGAAAGGGAUGUAGACGAUGAUGGGGGAUCAGUCAGCGAAGGCAAUGUCUAUGAUGAUGAGCGUGCGCUUGUUGCUGACGCAUCCGAUCCUUCUACCAUUGGUCAUCAGCCCACAGCCAACCCUAUACCUCCGGCUAAUACUGAUAGCGACAGCGAUAAUGAACAGGCAUUCAGGCUAAGAUACGACCCUGUGCCUCGAAACAGUGAAACCAAGACCGAUGUUGAGCGCCCUACGGCGACCCCAAACGGAGGGGCGGUGCCUUCAAAGAGCCCGUGGACACAAAUCCCUAAAGGUUUGGUGGACGUCCAAGUCCUCCGGUCGCGUGGACUCGAUUUUGAAGAGGAUGAGAUAUUCUACUACGUCUUUGCGGAUUUAUCCCAUGAGACUCUUUACAGCAUCCUACUUCAGUCUCAAAGCACCGGCAACGAGACAGAUUCCCAGGCUUCUGAAGCAGAUGAAGAGGGUAUCUCUACUCAUCGCGCGUUGAAACGCGGCGGAUUACUUAUGCUUCGCCCAUCACGCGAUGAUGAGUAUUUUGUCAUGUACAGGUUUGCAAAGCAUGCAAGUAAAUGCACACUCUGUGCCGACCCAUACGACUCCUAUCAACAAGGACAUGGCCUGUGUGACCGCGGCCGGAGCUAUGCUAGAUAUGUUUUCUCCCAUCUUUCCUAUAGGGGCGGAAAAGCUUUCUCUAGGAUCGAUAGAGCUUAUGGCAACCCUAUCGAAGUCCGCAUCCCAGCUGAAUGUGAAGUUAUUCAUGGACUCUUCAGGGCUCUAGAACAUGGUAUGGGCUUGAGCAGGCGUAAGAAACCAACCAUUGUGGACCCGAAUGAGAAACCCGUGAUUGUUGAAAUGCUCCCGCGAAGGGUGAAGGAAACCAGAGAUGUCCAACAAUUAGAAGAGCCCUCUUUGGCGGUUCUGCCGCCCGAUGAAACGGAAGGAAGGACCUAUGAAAUAUUGAGGCUGGUGAAUGCCUCGAACGAAGUAUAUCAUCAUCCAAAAGACAUGAGACUGCCUGUGUCUGCGGACGCACCCUUGGAUCCCAAUCUCCUCGAAGGCGACCCCGAACCCGAAGUUGAACACUAUCGAAGGUCUUUUGAUGUGUCUACUUCAAGAGGUGACUCUAUCGGUAAUUGGGACUUUGUUCAAAGUCCAAAUUUGCUCGACUUCAGAACAGAAGAAGCUGAACAGAGUAAACUUCUGCAACAUGAAGAAAAUGACGAGAUGCAAUCGACAGAACAAGACGAGGGCACUGCGACGAAGGCGUCCGAACGGGAUGUACAAACACCCAAAGGUAGCUUUACAGAUUCUCAAGGAAUGUACGUUGAGAAUUCCGACUCUGGUCGUGAACAAUUCAAGUUAUCAGAAGACUCAAACCACGAUGAGGAGAUUCUACGCGAUGCAGCGUGGACCAAGAUCAGUCGUGCCCUGGUGAACCCGGAAGCCUUGGAAGAAGCAGGCGAGAGUUUCGAAGCAGGAGACGACUAUGUUAUUGUUCAUCGAGUAGUUCGACAGGCGGAGAUAACCAGAUUAUCCAAACGCACUGCUGAAAUCAGAGAAGAACGGGAAAGGCAAUGGAUGAUUGAACAUGAGAGGAGAGAGGCCGACCUGGAAGAAGAUAAGACGGUGCAGGAAGAGGUCAAGAGGCGAGCUGAGCUGAUCAGAAAAGAAGACGAUGAUGAUUAUAUGAUACCGGGAUGGGGUGCCAGUUUCGGACCCAUAUUUAAGAAGAAUGAGUUCUGA
This is a messenger RNA of Exophiala oligosperma, 2922 nucleotides long. RefSeq lists its product as uncharacterized. NCBI's taxonomy places the organism in Eukaryota, Fungi, Ascomycota, Eurotiomycetes, Chaetothyriales, Herpotrichiellaceae. The transcript has 3 exons. Bases 1 to 2922 code for a protein of 973 amino acids. The record is from RefSeq and is a predicted model, not a curated record.